This is a messenger RNA of Ambispora gerdemannii, 1479 nucleotides long. Lineage: Eukaryota; Fungi; Glomeromycota; Glomeromycetes; Archaeosporales; Ambisporaceae. The record is from the annotation of a GenBank genome assembly.
AUGUGGAUAAUCGAGUACUUGAACAACGGCGAAACCUAUAAAUUGUGGUUACGACCUGGAAAAUCGUACAUUAUCUCAAGACCAGAACUCGUUGACCAAAUCAAACAAUUCCCAAAGGUUGUGAUUAUAGACGUCGAAGAGAACACAUUGGGAAUAUCUUCGUCGUUAACACGACGGCUCAAAGUAACUCUUAUUGAAAUAGACAAUGUCCACUUUGUAAAAAACAAACCGAGCCGAACUGAAAGAAUUUUAAAUGAAGGGGAUACGAUUGAUAUGACGUACUCGGAGAUUCAGUUUCGACUGGCAUAUGAGCCUGUAAUAGUAUAUUACGAGAACUUGCCGAGUGAGAAGGAGAUUGAAGUUCUAGAAGCAUGCAAAAAAACGGGUAUAAAGGUUCUAGUAGGCAACGCACAAAAAUUGAAAAAAUGCACACAUUUCGUUUGUGCUGUAGCCUCAUGCACCGAAACAAUAAUGAUCGCACUGAUCAAAGGCAUUCAUAUCGUUGACUCGACAUGGCUGUCUGAACUUGCAUCCGAAGAAUAUAUGGAAAGAAUGCAAGGUUUCUACACGCUUCCAAAUUACGGACCACAUCUACCACCAAUGUCUUUCUCAAUACCCACCUCACCAUCAUCGCCUUCCACAAUAACAAAAGAUAACCGUGUACUUUUAGCAAACGAUAAACGCCGCACACUAUUCAAAGACACGGUAUUCAUCUCACUUGACGAAAGCGACCCGUCUCUCUCCUCAAACACAAAACUAAUUCAAGAAGGCGGUGGUACCGUUAUCAAAAUGGAUCUCGAGCCGAAUAUCAGCGAAUACGAUUUCAAUGUGCUUAUGGCAACGGAUUUACUGGCACUUCAGAAUACAUUGAAGAACACAAUCCAGAAAUUUAAGAUCUUGACGCCAAUGAAUAAUAGAUUGUAUAAGUUCACUGAAAAUUACGCGAGAUCGAACACUUGUGGAAGGAUAAUAAAUGGGAUGACCGAGAUUCCAAUGGCUAUACUUUUGGCAAAUGCGGAGUGUUAUUGUUCUCCGUGGCAGGAUUUGGGAUUUGUUCAAAAUGACGAAGAUACGUCUUCGUCUGAUGAUAAUAAAUAUUAUGAUCAUGUCCUUCUGCAGCCUCCUCUUUCUGAAUGGGUGCUUUUCGAACUCAGAAACACGACGCUUUCAUGGACAAACCAAGCGGUUGGUAUCUUUCGACAUAAAAGUUUGCAUUUUUCGCCGCUCCAGGAAGCAUCUAAAGAAAUGUUGAAUACACCUCCAAUAUCAUUGGCUAUACUGUUCGAUGCGUGCGAUUCUCUGCAACUUCUGAUUUCUCGGAUGGGAACUGCCCUGGUGAAUCGAUACUACGCGUCACCACUAUGCCUGCGACCCGGUCAAAGUCGGAAGGACCCGUCCGGGGGACACUCGCUUGUUAUGGUGCAACAACAUACAAGAGCAUCCCCGGACGUAUCCUUCUCCUUUCGACCAGGGUCAUAG